GCUGAUCAAUCACAGAGCAUAUUCAUUUCGCGUGCGGGGUGCAUCAGUUAGUGCGAAAGGGAAGGGCGUCGAAUUUCGAAAAAAACAACAACUCAAAAGUAUCCUGGACCAUGAGCAAUCGGUUGCAUGGUAUUAUGGUUCUGUGAUUAAUGGGGCCGGUUCGCAUGGAGUAUUACGGACAGGAUUACAAGCAGAGUACAUACAGGCGAGAUAGACGUUAGAUAUAUGGAGUCUGUGCGCAUGAUAUACAGCAUUGCCAGCUUGAAAAGUGGAGGAGAGAAUCAAGGCAUUCUUCGCACCAGCAUGUGUAUCCAGAAACGUCAGCAAUCAAAUGCUACCGAGGAAGUGACAGCACUUUUAGGCGCGAAAGAUGACAGCUCGCAGAUUACUGUCUUUGACAAUCAAGAGAUUACCAUUAAACAGAGUUGCCGGCAGACCGAGCUUCCAACUUCUCCCUCUCUCGCUAAGAUGCAUGAUCACUGUACGACUCUCGCUUGCAACCUCGGAGAUCUAGGACUAAGAGGACCCCCACUUGCUGGGCAAAUGCACGCGAUCAGAGCUACGGACGUCUCUUACGAGGUCGUGCAUUCACGUGUUUGGGAGCGGCGAUGUCCUGUGGUGACACGUCUACGUGGAAGAAUACAUGAUCGUCCUGCGUCCAUCGUGUACGGCAAAGGUUCGCGAGAUCUGAGUUGCUAGUGUCGGCUUAGACCCUUAACGUGCAGCUUGGGAUUCUGAUAUCUGGAUCCUUGCCCAUAGCAUUGCUCUCUCGCAGUGUUGGCAAUAAUGCAGCUAGGCACGACUUGAUCGUGUGACCCCGUUCAAAAAAGCGGCAGAGGCGCUGAGAUGCGAAUGCGGAUAUUGCAGCUGCAUGUAUACCAUUGAUGGCGCAACGAAACGUGAAGCUCGC
Messenger RNA from Aaosphaeria arxii CBS 175.79, 910 nucleotides. RefSeq lists its product as uncharacterized. The transcript has a single exon. Bases 226 to 699 code for a protein of 157 amino acids. Lineage: Eukaryota; Fungi; Ascomycota; Dothideomycetes; Pleosporales. The record is from RefSeq and is a predicted model, not a curated record.